Camelina sativa (false flax) is the source of this 1990-nucleotide messenger RNA. Its product is annotated as putative F-box protein At3g10790. The record is from RefSeq and is a predicted model, not a curated record. Lineage: Eukaryota; Viridiplantae; Streptophyta; Magnoliopsida; Brassicales; Brassicaceae. Gene Ontology annotation, molecular function: protein binding.
UAACUCUUCAAAAUCCAAGAAGCAAAUAGUUAAUAUUAGAGAAUCUAUCGAAUAAUUGGUUAUAGUAUAGUAACCAUCGAUCAUGAAAAUUCAUUAAAACUAAUUAGCGUUCUGAUUACAGUUUCAACUUUCAACAUUGAAAUAUAAUCCUGUUCGAAUUUUUAGUUAAUUUAAAAUUUUUUUCUUCUUAUAAACAAGAGUGAAUUUUGUAAAAUAUUUUCACUUUCCAUUCCUUGAUCUCUUUGGUAAAAAAACCUUUUCACUUAGAAUCCAACUGCCUAAAGUCAUAACUUCUCGGAUCUAGAAGGCAAUACUUACAAAGUUUAGGCAGUUGUUGAAUUUAAUGUUAUGCUGUGUGAUUCUGUAGAUAGUUAGCUACGUUGUUGGAAUUUUAUAGUUUUACAAAUCCUUCAUCAUAAAUGUCUUUCGAUUGUAUAUAGGGUUAAUUUAUGUGUUUACUUCCAUUGAUACAUUGCAUCAUAUGAUCAAAACAAUUUACCAAACCUGCCUUGGUGGAUCUACAAAGGCAAUAAUUCAAUAUGUUCACAUGAUUCACCGUCUGGUUUUUGAUGUUAUAGCGUAUUUGUUCUAUUUGGCUCAUGAAUUGGUUCCUUUUUACUUCGCAAGUCACCUGUUCUUAUUUAUUUCUAAAAAAAAAGUUUUAUUCCUAGGAAAUAAUGGAAAAAAAAAAUGUUGGACUUUCAUUUUGAGGCCCAUUGGGUAUAUAUCAUCUCACCCAAUUACCCGGGAAGAAAGAAAAAGCAGAGGAAUCGCUAUGAAGAGGGUUAAGAGGGAGAACGAUCCACAGAUACGAGACGACAACACAUCCAUGGCUGAUCUUCCUCGAGAUCUGAUCGAAAAGAUUCUUUUGAAGUUGCCGGCUAAAUCCGUACCGAAGCUCAUCGUCGUCUCGAAGCUCUGGUCUUCUAUCAUCCGCAGCAAACAUUUCAUCGAUCUCUACCUGGAACGAUCUCUAACUCGUCCGCGUUCUCUCUUUUUAGUCGAACGUAACAGCAACCUGUUCUUUUACUCAAUCUCUCAGGGAGAGGCAGCAACGUCUUCUUGCACCACUAUGCCAUCAAGCUUUCCUAUGAGACUUAAUCGGUGGGUCUUGUCAGAAGGUAACUACAUUACUCCACAUGUACGCGGCUUGAUCUGCUUUCAAGAUUCGUAUAAGAUGGUGGUUUCGAAUCCUAGCACGGGCCAGUUCUUGGUUUUACCAAAACUCAACACUAGGAGAAAAGAAGGGAUAUCAAGAUUUUUCGGAUACGAUCCGAUCGGAGAUGAAUACAAAGUCUUGUGCAUGACGGUAUUGCAAAUUUCUUACAAAGGUGAACCGGUUGUGAGCGAGGAGCAUCAAGUUUUCACUUUAUAUGGAGGAGCUCAGAAGAAGAAGAAAGAAGCAGCUACAUGGAGAAUGAUCAAAUGUAAGGUUCCGCAUUGUCCUGUAACCAAAGGGCUAUGGAUGACGAACGGGGUUAUUUAUUACGGAGCUUGGUCCAAUACUGAUAAAGAUACACGAGGAUCACUAGUUGUUCGCUUUGAUGUGAGAUCGGAAGAGUUUACUCUUGUUAAAAUACCCGACGGUGUCCAAGUUCUUGACACUGAUUCUGCAUUGGUCAACUACCAGGGGAAGGUGGCCUUUUUGAAUUACUCACAUAAUGGUAACUUUGAUCUGCGGGUUUUGGAUGAUGUCGUCAAACAAGAAUGGUCAAAGGCCUCUGUCGUGGUUCCUUCUUGGAGGGAUUUGGUUGAGUUACUUGAGUGUCACUUCUUGUGUUGCAGAGGUAUCACUAGUUCGGGCGAACUCAUAUUCUCAAGAAAAUCCUUACAUUCGGAUGGCCGGUUCUUUAUUGUCAGUUACGAUCCCAAGAAUGACGUCGCCAGAAGAGCUGAGAUUGAAGGAUUUAGAGAUGGGUUGGAAUAUGUGAUAGUCUUAUUGGAUUAUACAGAGUGUCCUAUAAUUCUCUAAAGAAACUCUAUUUGUAUA